UGUUCAGUAUAAUGAUCCACAUUGCAAUGUUUAGAAAUACGGGCCUUUAAUUUGGAGGAUUUAUUACCAUACAAAUUGACGUAAUCGUUUGUGCUGCUGGCAGAAUAGUCUUGAAAAUGAGUUACUGAGCUAGCUAUAAUCUCAGUAAUUUCCGUCGAAUAUCACAUAAAAUCAACUCCGCUGCAGUGUACGGAUGUGAACUGAACGAGUAUGGUGUAAAGUUCCGAUACAUUUGAAUGAAUUGAUCAUCGCUAACAAGUCCUGCCGGAGAGUUGAUCAUGCUGAAAAUGAAGCUGCCCAUUCGAAUAGCAGAAGGAGACCAUACCGUCGAAGACGAGCAGGAAAAUACCGAUUGCAACAGUUACAGUAUUGAUUCGGUUCCAUACUGUGGCGUGAGCCACCGGUUCAAACGUUCAACGAGGGAGUCAUAUCGCCUGUCGCAAAUUGACAAGAAGGCUGUGUUUGAGUGGUUCGGCUUGCACCUCAGCCCAGCAAAGCGGAUAGAGUUUAUGUACGGACUACUUCAUAUGUGUCAACCACUUGAGAUUCGCUUUUUGGGAUCCUGUCUUGAGGACCUUGCACGGAAAGAUGUCCACGUCCUCCGGGACUUUGAGAUAACGGCAAACUGUCAAACCGAUUUGGCCCUCCUUAAGGACGUUGCCGACCCUGUUGUGCGUUCCAAACUACUUGUCUACCUGUCACUUUUGCGAUCUGGAAACAGAGAAUGUGCGGACACACUGUAUCGUGCUUUGAGAAAUAUAGAUCCAGCGCUGUACUUAAAUACUUAUCAUGGCGUUCCAUUAUCUCCACGUGGUGCGAACACUCAGAAUGUACCUGAUCAACAUUGCCCUUGCGAGGUUGGAAUGGAUUCUGGAAGUGUGGUGCAUCCCAGCGCGACUCCACUGGAGGCAGAGUCGGGUUCCUUGGAGCACUUGGCGCUGCUUUUCUCCAUGGCCUCGCUGCACCCUGCGUUCCCUUUUUACCAGAGGGAUACUGUCAGACACCAGUUGGACAAUGUGGAACGGGCCAUAGAGGAGAUAAUGGAUAGCCACAAACGCACGAGUGUCCAGCAGAAGCAGCAUGCCCUUCGAAGGGAGGACCUCAGCCCCAGGAGCACUGACAUGGGUCAGUCGGCCUGCUGUAUUCCCAAUCAGCUCCCCAACCGGAGAUCAUCCCAGAGAGAAGCAGUUCACAUUGACAAGAUUGUGCUAAAGAGGAUAUCUUGGAACCGAGUAAACAGUGAAUACAGUAUUGAGGUCCAGUGGUCUGACUCAACAUGGACCACAGUGACCAAGACUCACCAUGAGCUGGACGACUUCCUUUCCAAGCUUCCAUGUGAGAGGUCCACUGAGCCCUUUGAGAAGGGACUGGUGAGGUUACUGGCCCAGGGAGACCAGUAUGAGCCCAGGGACCUGGAGAGGACGCUACAGGAGAUGCUUCUGUCAGCCCCAGCAGCCUUCAGGCAGAGAGGAGAGGUCUGCAGGUUCCUCCUCCCCCACUGCAGCCACUGUAAGUGUCUGUGCCCCUGGCUCAGCCUUCAGGGAGAUAAUACAGUACCUCCAGGAAAGACCUGGAAGGCACCCGAGCACUUUAAAGAAGACUGCACCGAGCCAUCCAGUCAGGACCAAGGGGCUCACCCCCUAGGGCAUCAGACGACGUGCAGCAGCAAGAGCCUAGCACAGAGCACACUGCUGACAAAGAGCAGCCAGAGGCCUGCUGUUCACUCAGAGCACAACGGAGUGGUGGAGAGGAGGAGGGAACCAGGCAUCCUGUCCUGUAGGCCAGACCCACAUCAGAACGCAGAUGAGAAAUGGGCUUUCACUCCAGAAAGGAUGAGUAGAAGAAGACUUGAUGGAAGGAGAAGUGAGGGGGCUAAAGGCUACAUUAUCAGACCACAGUCAACACACAUGACCAGACAGGGUGUCAGUAAGAAGCCGGUCCAGGACAGGUAUGGAGACACGUGGUCCAAUAGCUCCAGUACUCCCUCCAGUUCCCAGCACGAGGCACAUGAGAGCCUGGAGGACCUGGAGGACGAGAGAGACACUGCUGAGAGUUACUCAGACCACUCUGUCCAGGAGAAGAGGGCGAGUGAUCACAGCAGGGGGGAGGUUGUAGCUACUGUACCCCCUAUAGUCCCUGUCCCCCACAAGGAAGAGCCAUCGUACACUGGCAGUCCCCUGAGUGUACAUCCUCUACCAAUGACGGUCCAGAAUGGGCCAACCAUGCCAGACGGGAUGGUCACAGUCCCUCCACAGCCGGGGAACGGUUCACCAGCAGAGGGGGCACUGACUGGGACCACCCCCAUGGUUCCUCAGGAGUCCAUCUCAAGCCAAGCUCCCCUGGGAGACCCUGAGAGACAGAGGCAUGUGUCUGUGUCUGCCUCCCUGAGCUCACCUCAGCCAACCAAUGCAAGCUUCAGCAUUCACCCCAUGCCCCAGCAUUAUAGGACCCCCACCAGCCCAGAGAGUAGAAGCACUAACCCCCAGCACCAGCCCCCCAUUAGCGCCAUCAGUGUCAUCCCCCUGACCUUCCACAUGUCCCCCCUGAUGCCAGCAUACACCAGCACUGACCCAGCCUCCACCGCCACCCUACCCCUAACAGCCUCUCUCCCUGACUCUAGCACCGGGCCCCAAGCCCUGGCUGCGCCCACCAGCCUACCCACCCCUACCACCGUGACACCCUCCUCAGGGGCCACUGUCACCCCAGCUGCCAUCAGACAGGUUCAGGCCACUCUGCCCCCAGCCGUCCCCACUCACACCCCCGGCACCGUUGCCAGCCCAGCCCUGACCCUCACCCACAGCACGGCCCAGGGAGAUGGCACCUCUUCCUGCAGCAGCUCUGGGGUGGCAGCAGGGCAGACCCAGCAAAAGCCGCAGCCCCAGCAAAAGGCCCACCCUCCACAGCAACAGCAGAUGAGCUGCAACACCUGCGGUUGCCGUGGCAGCUGUGGUAGUAGCCACUCUGCUGCCCCCAACCCCAACUUCUACUUCCCUUCCCAGCUGGGGCACCAGGUCUUCAGCGCCACCCACUUCCCUCUCUUCCACCUCCCGUCCAUGUGCAGCACUGGAUACCCCAGCCACCGCAGCCAGGUCCAACGCCAGAGCAACGGCACCACCCAGCUACCCUUCUACCCCCCUCCACCUCACACGGCCAACCCCACCUUUACACCACCGCAAUACAACAGUGGACCACUGCUCCACACCACCCACUCCCACUCUGACCACAUGCUGGCCACCCAGCCUGGAUACAACCUGCAGCAGAUGGCAGCUGCUCCCUUCAACCGCUUCUACACGCCCAUGUUCUCCUCGGUGGGACUGAGACUGGGCACGGGCAUGAAGAAGAGCAGUGCCAAUGUCUCUUGCUAUAACUGUGGGCUAAGCGGGCAUUAUGCCCAGGACUGCAAACAACCCUCCAUGGAUGCUGGGCAGCAAGGUGGCUUUCGGCUGAAGUACACGGGCCCCCACUCCUUUGAAGCAGACUAAACUGACUGACAUGAGAGGGGACCAAGACAAUGCUUUGUUUAUCUCACUUACUACAGUAAAGAUUCCAGAAACACAUUGUUUUCAAGGGUUGAGGUUUUCACCAAUUUUAUUACCUUGCAAAUAUCCUGACUUGUUUCUCAGCAAAGGAUGGAAUCCUGUAUAAUUCUCAGACUUUUCAGAGGACGGUGGUAUUUUGCACUGGAGACAAGUACGAGACAGGCUCACGUUUCCAGACUAGUCUCUUACUUUAAAGAAAGAAAACCGCGUCUUUAAAUGGUGUGGUGGUAAACUUACAUUUAAUAAGGAUUAAUGGAUUGAGUGAAGGUUUUUCUAUUCAAAUUUCAAUGCAGGUCUUUUUAGUACAUUUCAAUUCUUCCAGAAUCUGCCUUUGGUUCAAGUCAUUAUACGUUAGACUAAGGAGCCUAUAUCACUUAAAGCAUUUUAUGUUUUCAAGUCUCUGUUCUCCCUGUCAGUGCCUCACAGAGAAAAGAUGGAGAGGGUUUUACAAUUUAGUCAUUUAGCAGACGCUCUUAUCCAGAGCGACAAACAGUAAUGAGUGCGUACAGUUUCAUACUUUUUUGUAUUAUCUCACAGGUGUUCAAAGGCAAGAUACGGUUUCAAAGCAGCUAGUAGUUAAACCUACCAGCUAAUUUUCAUUUUAUUUAUUUAUUUGAGAACAAAAUGCACUACCGGUCAAAAGUUUUAGAACACCUACUCAU
Messenger RNA from Coregonus clupeaformis (lake whitefish), 4201 nucleotides. It is a transcript of the gene zcchc2, whose product is annotated as zinc finger, CCHC domain containing 2. Gene Ontology annotation, molecular function: nucleic acid binding; zinc ion binding. The record is from RefSeq and is a predicted model, not a curated record. NCBI's taxonomy places the organism in Eukaryota, Metazoa, Chordata, Actinopteri, Salmoniformes, Salmonidae. Bases 279 to 3482 code for a protein of 1067 amino acids. The transcript has 13 exons.